Molecule: messenger RNA, 1221 nt
Organism: Fraxinus pennsylvanica
Lineage: Eukaryota; Viridiplantae; Streptophyta; Magnoliopsida; Lamiales; Oleaceae
Source: the annotation of a GenBank genome assembly
AUGGAAGGGAAAGGAGGCCUUGGUAGAUUUUUCGAAACGGCUAAGCCAUACAUAGCCAUGAUGUCCUUACAAUUUGGCUAUGCUGGAAUGAAUAUAAUUACCAAAGUUUCACUUAACAGAGGCAUGAGUCACUAUGUGCUUGUGGUCUAUAGACAUGCCUUUGCCACUGCAGUUAUUGCGCCCUUUGCCCUCGUUCUUGAACGGAAAGUGAGGCCGAAGAUAACAUUUCCAAUUUUCCUGCAGCUAUUUGCGUUGGGACUUCUUGGGCCAGUUAUUGAUCAGAACUUCUACUAUGCUGGACUUAAAUUUACUUCCCCUACUUUCUCAUGUGCAAUGAGCAAUAUGCUUCCUGCAAUGACAUUUGUCAUGGCAGUCCUCUGCAGAAUGGAGAAGGUCAACAUAAAGAAGGUCAGGUGCCAAGCAAAGGUGGUGGGAACAAUAGUGACAGUGGCUGGAGCCAUGCUUAUGACACUGUACAAAGGUGAUGUAUUAAACAUGGUAUGGUCCAAGUACAUACAUCCUAAGGAAACCAAUGUUCCUGGCACAGUUGGAGCCACUGACAAGGACUGGCUUAAAGGCUCAAUUCUUCUUAUUAUUGCCACCCUUGCCUGGGCUUCUUUCUUCAUCCUGCAGGCUAUCACUAUGAGGAAAUACACAGCCCAUCUUUCCCUAACAACCCUUGUGUGCUUCUUGGGAACAUUGCAAUCUAUAGCUGUCACCUUUGUAAUGGAGCGCAAAUCAUCUGUUUGGACCAUUGGGUGGGACAUGAACUUGCUAGCUGCUGCCUAUGCUGGUAUUGUUUCGUCAAGCAUUGCGUACUAUGUACAAGGACUCGUCAUGCAAAAAAGAGGGCCGGUUUUCGUGACUGCAUUCAGUCCAUUGAUGAUGAUCAUUGUAGCAAUCAUGGGCUCUUUCAUCCUUGCCGAAAAAAUAUAUGUUGGCGGUGUUCUUGGGGCAGUGUUGAUUGUGAUCGGACUUUACUCCGUGCUAUGGGGCAAAUACAAGGAGUACAAGGAGAAAGAAGCUGAAGAAAUUCUGGAACCAGUAAAAUCAGGAGGCGCCGGAAAUAACCAAAACAUAAUGGUGAUUAAAGAUAUCGAAGCAAAUAAUGUUAUAGAAAUGCAGAAAAAUGAAGACGAAAAAAUGUAUGUUCCAGCCGUAGCCAUCAGUGCUCCAAUGCCAGUUCCUCCAAUGAUAUCCAUGGAAGUGCCAAAAGCUUAA